AUGUUGCCGAAGAAGGAUCUUGUUAACGACCAGCGGUUCAGCCGCAUUAAUAAAGACCCUCGAUUUUGGGAGAUGCCAGAAAAAGACCGCAAGGUCAAAAUCGAUAAAAGGUUUCGGGCGAUGUUCCACGACAAGAAAUUCAAGCUGAAAUAUACCGUGGAUAAGCGAGGGCGACCGAUUCAUCGCAGCUCCACAGAAGAUAUGAAGCGCUUUUAUGCCCUUUCUGAUUCAGAUUCUGAUCUCUCAGAGGACGAGGAGAAAACUAAGGGGAGAAAGGCAAAACUGAAAGGAGAAGGCGACUUUGGGAAACCUAGUGAUAAGAACUCUGAGGAAGAAAACAAAGUGAUAAAUGAUGCAUCAGUUUCCAAAUCAGAUUCUGCAAAAAACGAAGGCCAGAAAAGGAAAUCCCUCAAGCCUAAAAAGAAGUGGAAAGAAACAAAUGCCAUUAAAUUGCCACAAGAUAAGGAGGAACUUGUACCCAAAAAGCAAAGAGGAAUUUCUGCAGAGAACACAGGUUUACCUCAGAGAACCUCACAGAGGAUCGUAAAAGGCUCUGCUAAAACAACAGAAGAUCACAGCAGAGAAAGAUGUUUAGACCCUGAGAUAAUUGAAUUAGCAAAGGAAGGUAAUGUCUCUACCACUCACAUCAACAAAAACUACAUAGAAAAUAAAACACGUAAAAAGGAGGAGAGCUCUGAGCUUGGAGAAUUAACUGUUGGCGGGCAAGCUGAAGAGGAAAGCAAAUCAGAGGACAGCGGAGAUCUGGAAGAGGAAAGUAGUUUGGGAGAUGAAAGAGAAACAGCAGAGGAGAGCGACUCAGAAGAUGGAGGAGAAACGGGAGAGGAAAGUGGGACGGAUGGUGACGAAGAUGACAGCGAACCAGAUUUGGCCAGGGGGAAAGGCAAUAUAGAAACAAGUUCUGAAGACGAAGAGGAGGAGGAGGAUUUGACGGAGAUAAUUCCAAAGGAACCUGAAGUUGUACAUGGCUGGGGAGAACUGGCAAAGGAUGCCCCUCGUGCGGAUAAGAUCACACACAGACUGGCAGUUUGCAACAUGGACUGGGACCGGCUGAAGGCUAAGGACCUCCUGGCAUUAUUUAAUUCUUUUACACCGAAGGGGGGCGUUAUUUUUUCCCUCAAGGUUUAUCCUUCCGAGUUUGGGAAAGAGAGGAUGAAACAAGAGGAGGUGAAUGGGCCAACAGAACUAUUAAGCCUUCCUGCCGAUGUCACAGAGAAAGACAGCAUUUAUAAGGAGAAACUGAGAGAUUAUCAGUUUAAACGACUGAAAUAUUUCUACGCCGUCGUUGAAUGCGAUUCUGCGGACACAGCCAAUAAGAUUUAUGAAGAAUGCGACGGGCUGGAAUUUGAAAGCAGUUGUUCGUUUGUGGACCUGAGAUUUAUUCCAGAUGACGUGACAUUUGACGACGAGCCAAAGGAGACGGCCUCAGACGUGGACGGAGCGUCGUAUAAACCGAAGUUCUUCACAUCUGCUGCUGUAGCGACAUCAAAGGUAGACAUCACAUGGGAUGAGACAGAUCACGAACGAGUGACGUCCCUAAGCAGAACUUUCAAGAAAGAUGAACUUCUGGACAUGGACUUCCAAGCUUACUUGGCUUCAUCGAGUGAGGAUGAGGAGAAAGAACAGAAAGAGGAUGGUGUAGUGAUCACAGCAGAUCUUGAUGGACAUAAGCACCAUCAGAAGGAUGAUGAAGAGCAAAUUGCAAAAUAUAGAGAACUUCUACAGAGUAUCCAGGAGAAAGAGAAAAAGCACCAAGAAACGGAUAUGGAAAUGGAGAUUAAGUGGGUUCCAGGGCUUAAAGAAACCGCUGAGGAAAUGGUAAGAAACAAGUUGGAAGGGAAGGACACACCGACUCCGUGGGAACAGUUUCUAGAAAAGAAGAAAGAGAAAAGGAAGAUGAAGAAGAAAAAACAGAAGGCUGCUGCGGAGGAAAUACUGACUGAUGAUGUAUGUCCGUCUGAUGUUGAUUUGAAUGACCCGUUCUUUGCCGAGGAGAUCGCGAAGCCAGGUUUGAAUAAGAAGUCGAAGAAGUCCAAGAGAGAAGAAGAAGAUGCCCAAGAAAAGGAAGCCGUGGAAAAACACAAGGCCGAGAUGGCUCUGCUGAUGAUGGACGAGGAGGAGGAAGCGGACGGGAGGAGACACUUCAAUUACGACAAGAUAGUGCACCAACAGAACCUGAGCAAGAAGAAAAAGAAACUGUUAAUGAAAAAGAAGGAACUGCUGACGGAUGACUUCCAGGUCAAUGUUGCUGAUGCCAGAUUCCAAGCAAUGUACACUUCGCAUUUGUUUAAUCUGGAUCCUUCAGAUCCAAACUUUAAGAAAACAAAAGCAGUAGAAAAGAUGUUGGAAGAGAAAGCUCGCCGGAGACAGCAGGGGCAUGCAGAGGUGGCGCAGAUUGGAGAGCGUGUGGCAGAGAAGGAAACAGCUACUAAGAAAUCCAUCAAUCCUGCAUUAUCCGUGCUGGUAAAAUCUGUGAAGAAUAAAACCGAACAGUUUCAAGCAAGGAAGAAGCAGAAAGUCAAAUAAGCAGGAACACGUUUUUACUGAAAAUAUGGAUAAAAGGCAGCUGUGACUUGCUCAAGGAAUCCAAGUGA
Messenger RNA from Euleptes europaea (tarantolino), 2612 nucleotides. It is a transcript of the gene ESF1, whose product is annotated as ESF1 nucleolar pre-rRNA processing protein homolog. The transcript has 13 exons. Gene Ontology annotation, molecular function: RNA binding. Bases 1 to 2544 code for a protein of 847 amino acids. The record is from RefSeq and is a predicted model, not a curated record. Gene Ontology annotation, biological process: rRNA processing. Gene Ontology annotation, cellular component: nucleus. Lineage: Eukaryota; Metazoa; Chordata; Lepidosauria; Squamata; Sphaerodactylidae.